AUGGCGAACUCCUGCGACGUAUUGGCGAAUUGUCAAGUCGUCCAGGACAUUGUGAACGAUGUGAGUGGACAGCAUGCCGACGAUGCCACAUGGGUUUUGACGAGCAGCUUUGUAAUCUUGACAAUGCAAAGCGGCUUUGGAAUGUUGGAGCUGGGAUGUGCUGCACGGGGUCACGAAGUAAAUAUCAUGCUCAAGAACGUCUACGACGUGGUCUUCGGCGCGGCUGCCUAUUACCUGCUGGGAUAUGGUAUUUCUUACGGUUAUCCCUCAAACGCUUUCAUGGGUCUGGGUGGCUUUAUCAUGGACACUUCCACCGACACCUUUGAGAUGCAGGUGCAGUCGGGCCUGAGAUUCAGCAGCUACAUAUUUCAAUUUAGUUUCGCUGCCACCUCCACGACCAUCGUCAGUGGUUGUCUGGCAAUGCGCUGUCGCUUUGCAGUGUACUGCCUCUACUCUUUCUACGCUGUAGUUGUCUAUGCCUUCGUGGCACACUGGGUAUGGUCUGAGACUGGCUGGCUGGCACAGCUGGGCGUCCACGACUUCGCAGGAAGUGGCCCAGUGCACUUGUUGGGGGCAGUGAACGGACUGAUCGGCAUUAUAUGUAUGGGGCCGAGACAGGGCCGGUUUGAUGGUACGAGGCCGGCACAGGACUUUACUCCUUCGUCUCCUCCAAGCAUCCUGAUCGGCCUCUUCAUGCUCUGGUGGGGUUGGAUUGGCUUCAACUGCGGUAGCUCCUUCGGCAUCACAAACAACAAGUGGAUCGUGGCCACAAGGGCCGGGGUCGCCACUAUCAACUCCACGGCAGGCGGCGGCAUCGCCGCACUCAUCUACACCAAGAUGAAGAGCAGAUGUCAGUACAUCCGUGCUGAGGAAGUGGCCAAUGGCAUCCUUGGUUCCCUCGUCGCGAUCACCGCCCCCUGUGCCUGUGUGCACCCACCCGCCACUCGGAUUUAG
Molecule: messenger RNA, 954 nt
Organism: Symbiodinium sp. CCMP2592
Lineage: Eukaryota; Dinophyceae; Suessiales; Symbiodiniaceae
Source: the annotation of a GenBank genome assembly